Messenger RNA from Papilio xuthus (Asian swallowtail), 1975 nucleotides. Lineage: Eukaryota; Metazoa; Arthropoda; Insecta; Lepidoptera; Papilionidae. The record is from RefSeq and is a predicted model, not a curated record.
UCCAACUUCCGCAAAUUUCAGAUGUCAAGAAGUGAAGAACUCCUUUGUACAAAGUACAUAUUUCGUUUAUUUAACUAAAGGUAAUUGAAAUUUUUCUUUUUUGAAAAAUAUUUAUCAGUAAAACGUAAAAUAUGGUGUACACUGAGGCAUACAUUAAAGAGAAAUUGGUCAAGGAGUUGGAAGCCGUUCACGUUGUAAGUACAAACCAAAGAGCACCAACUGUCAAAACAUCAAUGAAAGAUCUCCGCGAUAAAGAUUAUUUUAAUGCUUAAGCGUACGUGUUUUUAAAUUGUGUAGUGCCAUAUUAUUGUGGACGCGAUGAGGAAGAAUACAGAUGGGUUUAGACUUUCUAAAGAUUUUUUAUUACCGGGUAUACUUUUCGCUUUGGUGGUUCGAUGGUGUGUCGCCGCGUAUCCAUAUUCCGGCUAUAAAUCUCCGCCAAUGUACGGUGAUUUUGAAGCUCAAAGACAUUGGCAGGAGAUAACAUUGCACACGCCACUAACGAAGUGGUAUAUAAACACGACUCAUAACGAUUUGGAAUAUUGGGGGUUAGACUACCCUCCGUUGACGGCGUAUCAUAUGUUAUUUAUUGCUUAUAUUGCGGAAUGGUUGGACCCGGAAUCCGUGCGAUUAUUCGCCUCAAGAGGCUACGAGAAUGAGAAUCAUAAAGAAUUCAUGAGAUGGACUGUGUUUUUCAGUGAUUUAUAUAUUUAUGUACCAGCUGCAUUUUGUCUAUGUAUAGAGGCAGAUAGAGUUAAGGUUAAAGGGGAUAAAAAUGUAUUUAAACGGGUAGAUAUAGCUACUACUAUACUCUUGUUAUAUCCAGGGUUAAUAUUAAUAGAUCAUGGACAUUUUCAAUACAAUUGUGUAUCUUUGGGAUUGUUUUUGGUGGCAAUAUUUUGUAUUUUGGCUAUAGAAAGUGAUGUUUUAGCUUCCAUAUUCUUUAUGAUGGCAAUCAAUUAUAAACAAAUGGAAUUGUAUCAUUCUCUGCCAUUUUUCUUUUAUCUUUUAAGAAAAUGUUUUAUAACUGUUGGACCUAAGAUAAGAAUCUUUAGUGUUAUCGGUAACUUUAACAAAUUGGCAGUUGUAGUAAUUUGUAGUUUUGGAAUGAUUUACUAUCCAUUUCUGAGUUCAUGGGAUACUGUGUCCCAUGUUAUUUAUAGAAUGUUUCCACUAAAACGUGGAGUUUUUGAAGACAAAGUUUCGAAUGUGUGGUGUUUUAUUAAUGUAUUUAUUAAGUUAAAAUCAAUUUAUACAAAUGAAAUGAUGGCAAAACUAUGUCUGUUCACAACAACUCUAGCUGCGAUGCCUUCUUGUUUAGACUUGUUUGUUAGGAUUAAUAAAAAGAAAUUCAUUUUAUCCCUUAUUAAUGUAUCAUUAGCCUUCUUUUUAUUUUCGUUCCAAGUUCAUGAGAAGACUAUUUUAUUAGUUGCAAUUCCUGUAGCUUUACAUUUUUCGGAGGAUCCGUUUAUGUGCUUUUGGUUUUUGUUAGUGUCCAAUUUUAGUAUGCUACCGUUAUUAAUGAAAGAUGGACUUCUAUUGCCUUUUAUAGCAACAACAUUAAUUUAUAUUUCCGUUUACAGUAUAGCAUUGAAAAUGGCGAAUAAUACGUCAGGUCUAUUUACAUUUAUAAAUGCGAAUAAAGUUUAUAAAACGAUACAAAAAGAUAAAAGUAAAGAUUCAAUGUUUUUAAAAAUUGUAAGUCAUUACUUUUUCUUUUCUCUUGUAGGUAUGGUAUUUCUUACAAUAUGCCUGAUAUAUGUAAAACCUCCUUUGAUGUUUCCAGAUCUUUAUCCAUUAUUAAUAUCUGUAUAUUCGUGUUCACACUUUUUAUUAUUCUUUCUGUAUUUCAAUUAUCAACAAUUAAUUUUACCAAAAUGUGUGCCGUUCCCACAUAAAGUGAAACAGAAAUAAUUGUAUACAAAAUAUGUAUUUGUCUAUUUUGAUUUGCUGUAAUAAAAUGAUCAAAUUUCAA